AUGAUGCAGUGUGUUGCUGCUGGGCACCAGAUUGUUGCUCUAGCCAAUUUAAGACCUGCCAAAAACACAGGGCAGACUGAUGAAUUGGACAGCUAUAUGUAUCAGACAGUAGGACACCAUGCCAUUGACCUAUAUGCUGAUGCAUUGGAUUUGCCACUCUAUCGUGGUAUCAUAAAGGGUACCAGUGUAAAUACUGGAAGAGUGUAUAUCGCAUGUCAGGAAGAUGAAGUUGAAGACCUUUACCGCCUCAUGAAACUUGUUAAGGACAAAGAAGGAGUGGAGGGUGUAUCUGUGGGAGCCAUUCUUUCUGACUACCAGAGAGUUCGAGUUGAAGAUGUUUGCAGAAGGCUUAAUCUUCAGCCUUUAGCUUACCUUUGGCGUCGGAACCAGGAAAUAUUGCUUAAAGAAAUUAUAUCAUCUAACAUUCAAGCCAUAAUCAUAAAGGUGGCAGCUUUCGGUUUAGAUCCAGAUAAGCAUCUAGGAAAAACUUUGGAUCAAAUGGAGCCUUAUCUUUUGGAGCUUUCUGAGAAAUAUGGAGUCCAUGUUUGCGGAGAAGGUGGAGAAUAUGAAACAUUCACUCUGGACUGCCCUCUAUUUAAGAAGAAAAUAGUUGUAGAUUCAGCCAAGGUAGUUGUUCAUUCGGCUGAUGCAUUUGCACCUGUGGCCUACCUUCAUUUUUUAAAAUUACACCUGGAGAAUAAGGUAGAAUCUUCAGAUACAUUUAUGGUCAAUAGCUGUUCUUGUGAGGUAAGCUGCAAUGAUGACGAUAUUUUCCCUUCGUCAGAAGAGGACGACCCACAGAAAAACAUUCCAGUCAUCUGGAAGUCUUUGAAACAUAAUUCUUUGGAUUUCACUGAGACGUUUGGAAGCUCAGGAAAAUCCCUGAGUGGUUACCAGUGGUUUUCCGGUAUCACUGCCUACUUCCUUCCAUCAAAAAGCAAAAAUGCUCAAGAGGCAGCAAGGGAAGCAUUUUCUUCUCUCCGAGCUAAUAUGACUUCUGAGGGAUUGAAACUGAAGGAUAUUAUUUUGGUUCAUCUGUAUAUGAAGAGCAUGAAGGAUUUCAAUGUUAUAAAUUCAGUUUAUGUGACAGAAUUUGAUUUGUGUCCACCAGCAAGAGUAUGUGUGGAAACCCUGCUACCUGAUGGAGUACUGUUUUGCAUUGACUGCCUUGCACAUAAGUAUGACAUUGCAAUGGAUGAUGUGUUACGUGAUGAAAAGCUGGUUAUGCAUGUACAGAGCAUUUCCCACUGGGCACCUGCUAGCAUAGGACCUUACAGUCAGUCCAUCAAGGUUGGAGAUGUUCUCUACUGUGCUGGACAGAUUGCUCUAGUACCUUGUACGAUGCAGCUUGUUAGUGGUGGCAUAUGGACUGAGGCCAUAGUUUCCCUCCGUCAUGUUGAGCGAGUUCUUCAAGCUAUGAGCCAGAAGACUGCACUCCACCACGUCAUCACAGCCAGCUGCUAUGUGACUGACAGCAAGCACAUUCCUAUUGCUCGCUCUAUAUGGCAGAAGAAAUUAAGAGAAUGUAAAAAGGUUGAAGAUUCAGAGAUGUAUCAUGAUGUAACUGCAGUGUGUGGGUUGCUUGCUGUGGUUGUAAUAUCUCACCUACCCAGAGAUGCUGCCAUUGAAUGGCAUGUUGUUGCAGUAGUUGAUGAUCCACUCCAAAGAAAACAUUUUGCAAUGAAGAUGUUGUCAGAGGGCUUCCAAAUUGAGUGUGAAUCUGUGGAGUCUAGUUCUGCUUCUUGUGCAUCAAUCUCUGUACGUCUAAGCUUGAUUUCACCAUCCGCUUCUCAGCUUGAUUUAGAUGGACCUCUUCAUGACUUAGUUGCUAUGUUUAGACAAGCUGCUGAGAAACUUUCAGAAGACUGCAGUGCAAGUCCUUUGUGUUUUAGAGCUUUCUUCAAGGAGGAUGUCUUUGAUGCUGAAACACUGCAAACAGGACUGCAAGAAUACCUGGAAAAAUGUUUGGGCAAGAAGACCCCAGCUCUGAUCUUAGUACCUGUGGUGGAUUUACCUGGCAAGGAAGUUAUUCAUAUAACAUGCUGGCUAAGCUAGCGGUUUAGAAGAGAUGAGUUGAUAUCAAAACACGCAUUCCAUCCAGGAAAGAACAAAGGAAGGAAUUGGUCAUAACUGUGUUGGAUACUUUCAUUAAGCAAUAUUGUUCGAUUUAAGUCAUAUUUAGCUUGUUAAUGAUGCCUCAUGAUAUGUGACAGUCAGCUUUGUAUGAACAAUAAAGGUUUCUUUUC
This is a messenger RNA of Nipponia nippon (crested ibis), 2246 nucleotides long. The record is from RefSeq and is a predicted model, not a curated record. NCBI's taxonomy places the organism in Eukaryota, Metazoa, Chordata, Aves, Pelecaniformes, Threskiornithidae.